Anopheles coustani is the source of this 9176-nucleotide messenger RNA. It is a transcript of the gene Unr, whose product is annotated as cold shock domain-containing protein E1. The record is from RefSeq and is a predicted model, not a curated record. Bases 4499 to 7417 code for a protein of 972 amino acids. The transcript is spliced from 12 exons. NCBI's taxonomy places the organism in Eukaryota, Metazoa, Arthropoda, Insecta, Diptera, Culicidae. Gene Ontology annotation, molecular function: nucleic acid binding.
UGACUGUGUCGUUAGUGUGUGCUUGGUCGUGCUUGUGUAACUAAACCGCUAUUUUAGACUAAAAAGCAGUAUAAUCGAAUCUACAUCUACCAACAACUCCAAAACCAACAAAAGAAAAGCUACAAAAAAUCAAACACAACUCAUCAAUAUUGUUUCUUUACAAAACUACAACUGGGAAAAUACUCAACAAUUUUUACCAAAUAAAAAGCGUAUAUUCCGAGGAAAGCGAAAACGAAGCACAGCAAAGCCACGGCGCCGGAGGCAGUUUCAUCUUCUGAACAAAAAUAAGCGUAGCGGUGAAAACGAUGCACGAAUAAUCGUAAUCGAAAUUUCAAAUCCUUGCAGGACUGCGCAAGGGAUGAAAAAGUAAAGCGGGCGGUGGACCUCGUACGUCGAGAUAAGGGAUUUACAAAAAAAUAGAAACACCGUACGAGAGAGCGAAAGCGAGAGUAACGAAGCGCGAAGGAGAGAAACAACUAGAAGAAAGCCUUAUGAACCGUAAAAAAUUGUGAUCUCCAGUUUUCUUUUCAUUUUUUCGUCGAAAACGAACUUCAAACAAAAAAAUAGUGAAGAAUCAUACGCGCGCACUCUGCCGGCAGAAAACAAAAACGGAAAUAACGUAAAUGACCCUAUCGACGGAUUUAAAACCCUUGAAUACGUUGGAGCAUACAAAGUAAGCAGCGCAUAGCAGCAAUAGGAAGCGACGUGAAGCGAAGCAGUGCCGCAGAGUGGAUAAAGUUGGUAGUAAAAGUGCACAAGUGAGAUUCGAUCUACUACUACGACGACGACGACUACAGAAAAAUAGCAUUCAGUAACACAACCACCUAAUUCUUGAACAUUAACACAAAGAACAACUUAGCACGCAUUUACGACAUUUUGAUUCCGCACGCAAGCAAGCGGCGGGGGUACGCUGAAGGGCGCUAACCUGCGACAGGGCAAACGACGACCGAACCGAGCGAGCAGAGUGAAUGAAAGCGGUCAGUCGAACGACCAUAAACCCAUCCAUACCCGAACGCGAGUUUGUUUGCGCGACACCUAGCAAGACCGAACGGUGCAACGGAAGAUCAGCAGUCAUAGAACAAGCAGAACAACAUCAUCGAGUGAAGGCAACAAAAUUGCAACACCCAUCACUAGUGGGAGAUAAGAGAAACACAUCAAGUACCAUAGCAGCCCUCGACUGUACAGCUCAGUCGAAUGACCAAACACACGAGCCUGAGGCACGGGGAACUAAUCACAACUAAUCGAACGAGUCAAAUGCAACAGAAGUUAUAACACCAAAACCGGGAAUUCGCCAACACACUUGCACCGGUGAAGCAGAAGCAGGACGGUCCAUACCGUCGAACAGACAGGACACAGCGACAGAUCAGUCAGAACUGCAGCAGCAUCCCCGAGCAAAGCAGUGAAAUACUAGUUCAGUGUAGUGUUUAUAUCGAACAUAUUUUCCUUUGCCUGGACGAAAUCUCCACUGGUCGUGGGCAAUACGUUAGUGAAAGUACUUUACUUUUUUUGCGUUCAACGUGCAUCCCUUCACGACGUUUGCAUAUUCUAUUUAACUGUUCCAUCUGCAAAACAUCAAAACAACCGGUACGUGAGAGGUGCAAACAUAUUCUCGUCGGUUGACCCUUUCGGUGCCGUGCCGGCAAGGUGGUCGUGUGUGUAGCACAACAACGAUAGCAAUAGCAUAGGAGCUGUCAACGAGCUAUCGAGAUUCGCGACAGCGUGCAGAUAAUUAUACCGGUUGUAAGCGGUGAUGUGGGCGUGUGCAAGUAGUGUGUAUUGACGAAAGCGAAGAGCGUUUAGAGGAUAAAGUUGAUAGCAGAGUGUAACGUCUAAUAGAAGUACAAAAUAAGAAACGCUGGAAGCCGGAUAAAGCACGGAGGGGAAUGCCAUCGAAAUUGGUAACCGUUGGGUGCGAGCAUCGCCAUUAUUGAAAGAGACACAGUGUCGCGGAAGUGGAAUACAAACGAAACCGUACAGCAAUAUUUUCAUGCUUGCUAUAAACAAUCCAACUGUUUGAUGUAAGCUACAAAUUUAGUGAACGUAUCACUUAGUCUGCCCCAGUGUGUGUGUGUGCAUUGGACGAACUAUCAGCGAAGCAAAAAUCCAAAACAAACCACGCACAUAAGUAUACUUCACCCGUUUUGUCACUCGACACUAUACUCCCCAAUCGAUAGCAGACAGAAAAGCGAGCAGAAGGUACCCGCCGGGGUAGCUAAGGCCCCCCCCCAACCUGCUGGAGACUGAUUUCUCGUGACACUUGAGGCGAACCGUUCGGAUUUUCUUGAUUGCCGCGAAGUGUUUACGGAACAGUGAAGUCCUUAGUAGUCCAUGCAUUACACGGUGUUUUUCGGUUUUCCUGGCUAGCAUCACAAAGAAGGCGGUGAAGUCAGAUUCAGUGGGCGCGACGGUGAACGGACAAGACUGUAUUAUUACGAGCCACGUGGAAGGUUCUAAAAAGUGAAAAUCGAAAGCGAGAGAGAAAAAAAUACAAAUAAAACCAUUCUGUGAUAAAAAUUUAAAAAUAUAACAAAAUAAGCAUAUGUUUAUUAAAGUGAAACUAAGUUAGGCUUACCGUAACCAAAAUACCCAGAUGGUGAAACAAACGGAGGAAAAACAAGAUAUAUUAAAGAAAACUCCACCACACCACCACGUGGGACAAACGUGCGGACAAAAGUGAUGAAGAACGCUGAAUUAUUAAACAAAAAAAUCGUCUAGCAAAUAGCGCUAAAAGAACAACUGAACCAAAACCGCGUCAAUGCAUUCGGGAAGUAAUCGGUAUAUUCAUAGAGUGUACGUUUAGGCGAUCAUCAAACACUAUCCGCGUAAGAUUAAACUCAGCAAGUGCUGGUUCUGUGAACAAAACCGAACUAUACGUUUGUGUUUGCAUUUAGAAAAAAAAAAUAGACUCGAUCACCAUUCUUCAUUUGGUCGCAUCUCUUUCCGUUCGGCCUUUGACGGAAAAGGUAUCGGUUUUCCGGUUUCCAACCAACCAUACCGGUCAGUGCAAAUUCAGCUUUCACUUUAAACAUCCUGCGUCGCGUGCUGAAUCUCCGGCAGUCGGUUCCAUUAGUGCGUGCGUGAACUAUAAUUGCGGAUGCUGUAAAUCUGUCCGUGUUGCAGAACUAACCUCAGCUCCCAACCUGAAUCAUCAGGCCUCAAGCGUAAAGUAAACGAAAUCAAAGUGUGAUUUUUUUCUGUGAAAAUACAUUGUGAAAACCGCCGGGUGCAUCCUCCCACCCCCAAAACUCUUCGGUAUUCUGUUAAACGCUUUCCGAGCUAAGUCUAGUAAUUAUUUUCGUUAACAAGUUGGUAGAGCGUUCGAACUGCACAAAGGACACUUGGCAGAGACACACGCACACCACAGUCCGUUCAGGCCGUCGUUGUUGCAUUGCUAAAGCUCUGAACGAAAGCAAACAAUAGACCAGACCGAUUGGAAGUCGAUAAAUCAAUCUGCUUGGCACCAGCAAAACCGAAGCGUUUCUUCAAAGAAGAUAAAAAAAAACAGCAGCCACUGCAUCUGAUGGGUGAUGUUUAGUUUCGAUAAUUGUUAUCACGUACGAAAACAAUAAAAGUCGUUUGAGUUUUGAACAAACACUACGGAAAACUAAGAACCAAAAGCGUCGAGUGAGGAGCUUCGAGCCACAGGGGGAAACUCUCUCGGGUGUGUGUUAACUUUACACAUCGUAAACCGCAAUCCUGUCUCUAAAUAUUAGCUGCGCUACAAAAAUUAAAAUAUUCAACAAAAUAAAUAAAAAAAAAACUAGUGAUAUAUUCGCAUUUGCUGACAUAUGAUAACGAAAAGCAGUGGGAAAAAGAAGUCAAGAACUGUAUGAACACAAUCGAUGCAACUAAAGCAAACUGCGCUGUAACCGAAAUAAACACGGAUAUCUUAUAAGGCUGAAUUGUGAAUACAACAGAAACCAAACUAAACGAUAAAUAAGCAGAAGCAAGAAGAGACAUUAAUAUUCGAAACAAAUAUUAAAAAACACACAACUAAACGCUAUAGAUCUAAGUGUCGUGCGUCGCUGAACUAAAUAAGCUGUUGAAACAACAUCAAAGAGAUAGAAAGCAAAGGACUUAUAGAGCAGAAAAGUGCUGUCCAAGCUAUAAAUCCCGCUAAUCGGUUAGAGUGGCUAGUGGCAGUGGCUCCAAUUAUCCCCUUACGCGUCAACGUUCUGUCGAGCAAACGACUAGCAACAAAGCCAAAGGAUAUAACAUCAAUCCACGUGACAAAUUCCUGUUCUCGAGCGACACAAUUCUUGCGAAAUUAGUCCGACAUCGAUAGGAGGCGGCGUGUGAACGGUGACAAGUGGAGGAAGAGCCGAUCCGUUUCUAUCCUUAACAAGGGAAAGUUCGAGUGUUACCACGACCGUCGUUGACCUUGCAUCUGCCGAAUUCCGUUUUUGGAAAUUGUAAUUCGUGUGCGUGUGUAUCUGCGUAAGAAGUGAAAAGGUCCCUUGCGAAGGAAGGAACAAUUUUUGUGUCAACGACAACCGCAAUGGGAAGUCAGACAAAACCGUUCCGAUCGGCCGAUGCGCCGUUCAUGGAUUACGUUGCCUACGGCCAGCGGAGUGAUGUGUUCUUCAGUGGCCAAGCGAACCAACCGCCCGCCCCGAGGCAGUCGAUAAACCCGUCGAAUGUGUUCCCACCGAUUGGCACCUUUAGCCUCGAGUCGACCACGAUGGCUGCCCCGAGCCAGGGCGUUUUCGGGGGCGGCGACGCAAUGAGCGUGAUGGGUAGCUCCGGUUCGACCGGCUCGAUCGGCGUGUUCAACGCGAACGCCAUCGCGAUGAACGUCCCGAACAGCAUGGGCGGCAAUGCGAACAACUCCUACUCGACCCAGAACAACAGCAAUGGCGUCGACGCUAGCCAGGGCACACGCGAGACUGGUAUCAUUGAAAAACUACUGCAUUCGUAUGGGUUUAUCCAAUGCUGCGAGCGACAAGCUCGGCUCUUCUUCCACUUCUCGCAGUUCGGGGGCACGAUCGAGCACCUGAAGAUCGGCGAUCCGGUCGAGUUCGAGAUGACGUACGAUCGUCGCACCGGCAAACCGAUCGCCAGCCAGGUCACGAAGAUCGCACCGGAGGUCGUGCUGUCGGAGGAGCGCGUAACAGGCACCGUGACGACCGAGCUGAAGAGCGAAUCCUCCACCGGCACGACCAGUUCGUCCACCUCGAGCGACACCACAACCGGGCGUAUCAGUUACGAGAAUCGUGGCGAAUGUUUCUUCCUACCUUAUACCAAAGAUGACGUCGAAGGCAACGUGUCGCUGCGUGCGGGUGACAAAGUCAGCUUUCAGAUAGCUACGAACCAACGGGGUAACCUGGGUGCAUGCCAUAUUCGACUGGAGAACCCGGCCCAUCCGGUCAAGUACCGUGGCGUCGUUUGCUCGAUGAAGGAUACGUUUGGUUUUAUCGAGCGGGCCGACGUGGUGAAGGAGAUCUUCUUCCAUUUCUCCGAGGCGGACAACACCAUCGAACUGCGCCCGGGAGAUGAUGUGGAGUUUAUUAUUCAGACAAGAAAUGGUAAGGAAGUGGCAUGCAAUAUCGCCCGCCUGGCACCCGGUUCGGUUAUCUUCGAGGACGUCGAUACGACCAUCUACAAGGGACAGGUGCUGAAGCCGCUCGAUCGCAACAAUCCGGCCCGGCAGCAGACGAACGAUCCGCUCCCGGGACGCAUCCGGUACCGGGCAGCCGACCAUUCGGAGGUAGAGGUUCCGUUCGGCGACAAGGACCAGAAGGGUGACUACACGCUGCGCCACGGUGACUGGGUGCAGUUUCUGCUGGCGACCGAUCGGCGAGAUCAGCUGCAACGGGCAACGUCGAUCUCCCUGCUGGACGAAACAUUCCAAGUGAGCGGCGAGAAGCGCGAGCAGGGCGUGGUGGUAUCGCUUAAAGAAGGCUUCGGCUUUUUGCGUUGCGUCGAGCGCACUGUUCGUUUAUUUUUCCAUUUUACUGAAGUAUUGGAUACGAGCCGCGAAAUUUGCGUCGAUGACGAAGUCGAGUUUACCGUCAUUCAGGAUCCGGGCUCAAGCUUCGCCAACAACCGCCAGAGCGGCAUCCGCAUCAAGCACCUGCCGGUUGGCACGGUCAAGUUUGAGACGCUCGUCGAGAGCAACGUCGAGGGCGUCGUAUCCCGUGAGGCACCGAAAAGCCCGAUCAAAUCGCAGGAGCGCACCGAGGGUGGCGUCAUUACCUACGGCCAAGGUCCAAACAAAAAGACUAUAAUGUAUUUCUUGAAAGAUUGUGAUAAGCCACCACGUGUGGGUGAUAAAGUAGGGUUCAAUAUUUGUCAGGUAAAACGUAACAAAGAGUUGAUCGCAACAAACAUUCAAGAGAUCACGUCGAACACACAACAAGCGCAACCACAACUGCAACAGCAGCAGCAGCAGCAACAACAGCAACUACUGACGCAGCAACAGCAGCAAAACUCCACUGUCGUCGACUCACAGCUCACCAUUACUACGCUUCAAUCAUCCCAAUCACCGACGGCAGGGCUUAGCAAUGGCACACGUGCGAAUGGAAAUUCCGUUUUGAAAUCCAACUACACCAACGGGAACAUAAAACCCGGAAAGAUUCACCAUGGAUUCAUUGCCGUUUUGAAGGAAAAUUUUGGCUUCAUCGAAACAGUCGAGCACGACCAGGAGGUGUUUUUCCACUACAGCAACUUCGUCGGCAACAGUAACACGCUGGAGCUCGGCCAGGAGGUGGAGUACACGCUCUCUACGCGCAACGCCAUCAAUGCCGGCAACUGCAUUCCGGCGGAGAACGUGAAGGUACUGCCGAAGGGUACUAUCCAGCAACCGAAGAUUCUGCCGGCCGGUUUCAACGGUUCGGUGCUGCGCCCACUGCGCUGCAUCAACCCGGACCAGGUCGAGUACUGUGGUUUGGUGCAGGUGAAGAACGAAAACGGCGAUUCGCUGUCGACGCACGAGUUUGGCAUCACCAGCCUCAAGAACAAACGAGAUCUGUUGCAGAAGGACGAUGUGGUCACGUUCAAGAUCGAUGAGCUCAGUCGUGCGAUGGAGAUCGCCCCCGUUCGCACCAAGAAGCAAGCAAAGGUGGACUCCAUUAAGGGGCAAUUCGGAUUCUUGGACUUUGAGGUGGACGAGGGAAAGAAGUUGUUUUUCCAUAUGUCCGAGGUGCAAGGCAAUGCCAACCUCUAUCCAGGCGAUUCAGUAGAAUUUUCGAUCGUCACUAACCAGCGCAAUGGCAAAACAUCUGCCUGCAAUGUAAUUAAAUUGCUGGAUGCCAACGGACCACGGCCGGAGCGGCUUAUUUCUCGUAUCAAGCUGAACUCUGUAGAUGACAACGGACCACGUCUAACGGUCAUUCGUGCCCCGAAGGGACCGGACGGUACAAAAGGCUUCCAGACAUCGGCCAGAUCCCCUCGAGCAGUUGGCAAAUGCGUGGAAUAAAAGUAGUCAGAUAGAAAACAGUAAAACAGCAAUGCUGAUUGUAACAAAAAAAAAAACAAUUGUAUCGAUUAUUACUAUUAUAUUAGUUUCUACAAGUGCUAACGUUAAUUUCUGCAGCCGGUUAUAGUUAGGCAUACACAUAUUACGAUUACUAUUAUGUUCUUGGGAAAAUUAAACUCAAAUAGGUUUGAUUAUUGGAUCGGUUAUAAUGAUGAAACAAAACAAAAAUGAAAGCAACAACAAGAAAAAAGCGAGAACGUGCAACCAAUUAUGCAUCGGUGAAACUUAUGUUAAAACUCUUAUAAUGAAUCAAAACACAUUGUUUACACUACAACAAUGGUACAUGUGGAAACGAAACAAACAAACAAAAUUACGCUUAUCAUUGCGUUUAUUUUUUCACACUGCCAACGCAUAAUGUGUGAACUAAAAAAAAAAGGAAAACAGGCGGUGAACAUUCAAUCGGAAUGGUAAAUAUUUAGAAAAAAAAAGAAAGAUUAGGCUCAUUUUGUUUAGCAUGCAAACGAUAUUUAAUAUUUCAUUUAAAACAAAACAAAAACAUAAUGGCAUAGUUUGUACGACCACAAACAUAUACCGCACGAUCACGUGCGUAUUUUCGUUAACCGCUGUAUUUGAGGAAACAAUUGAUUAGUUAUUUAGCUGUAGCAUUCAUCCUGCUAGGGGUGGGUUGGUCUCUGAUGUUAUUCAUGCCAUCACCUUCUUAAUAAGUUGCUAGUGUAAACGUAAUGUAAAGUGUCUUUUUUUCUCUCUUUGAAUCGGUGCACUAUGCAACUAAGCGAAACUUCUGAUGUUUUUUUUUUUGCUUUAAGGCCGUUGUAUGUAAAAUCGGAUUAGAUGGAAUUUUGUGUGCUCACAGUAGCACUUUGAGUAACGAGCAUUCGGAAAGUUUAAGUGUUAUAAGUCGAGACGGGCUAUUAGAUAAACAUCUGAAUCGUCUGUAUUUUCUUGUAGAGAGCUUGCAAUACUCCUACCCAUGUCUAAUGCCCAGCAUAGAACGCCCAAUGGAAAAAAAUAACAAAAAUGUUAAAAAGAAGUUUCGAUAUGUUUGCAUUUGCAAUAUAAAGAUGGUCAAAUUGAACCAUUCAACAAGUUAAAAAUACACACACAUCAUUGGAAAUAGGUCCUUAAGCUGAUAAGAUAAACAUGAAUCUAAUUCAUUACCUCUCCCUCUUUCCAUCUUUUCGAUGUCCUGAAUCAAAAUAUGCCUUCCGUUUUGUUCCGGCAUGUAUUUUCUUUCCUUUCCAACUACUACCAAAUGAUUUGCUCAUGUACCUUUAAAGGCUUUCCCUUUCCUCUACGAAUUGUGUUAUGUAAGCAGCAGUAACAAUACAAACUUGCGCGCCUAUUGCAAGUUAUUUCUCUUCUUAUUGAAGAUCCUAUUUUAAAACUAGUGAAAAAAAUACCACUCUCGACCGCGUGGGAAAAACUCACAAAAAGAAAAAAGUAAACAGACACAGUUGAGCGGCUCGCGGAAAUGUUUUAAUUUUGAACAUGAAAAAUGUUUACUACACUUGUAUUUUGCCACAAAACCUCGCUCGGUGGUAGAAGCUUAUUCGUUUUAGUUUUUCCUUCCCCCCAAAUCGUUGGGUGCUAGCCGAAACUUUGGGAAUAAAUAAGCAACAGGAGAUAGGAUCAAUGCGCAUGGAGAAGCAAAACAAAAAAAAAGAACACAAUGCAACAAAACCGUACUAUUUUAAAAAUUACUUAUGUUAUGCUAUGGAAUAAGUGGAGAAAACAAAAC